Messenger RNA from Sinocyclocheilus anshuiensis, 2799 nucleotides. RefSeq names its product methyltransferase 21C, AARS1 lysine a (gene mettl21ca). The record is from RefSeq and is a predicted model, not a curated record. Lineage: Eukaryota; Metazoa; Chordata; Actinopteri; Cypriniformes; Cyprinidae. Bases 1 to 2673 code for a protein of 890 amino acids. The transcript has 11 exons.
AUGGAUUGUUCUCAGUCUGGAAAUGCAGACGCCACAAUGGAGACGGAUGGGAGCGUGAACGCUGCGAAAGAUGAUACAGAUGAAGACAAAGAAAAGCAUGAAGACGCCACAAUGGAGACGGAUGGGAGCGUGAACGCUGCGAAAGAUGAUACAGAUGAAGACAAAGAAAAGCAUGAAGAAGUCGUCCCUGUGCGUAAGGCCUCCUGGGAGCCCAGUGUGCUUUCCACCAUUGGAAAGGAGAUGCAUUAUUUCGCCGGUCAUGAGAUCAGCAUCUGGGAGUCUCUCGAUUCAUUUGGUUCUGUCAUUUGGCCAGCAGCUCUGGCUCUGUGUCGCUACCUUGAGUCCAACCAAGCGAUGGUUGACCUUGUUGACAAGGCGGUGCUAGAGAUUGGCGCCGGCACAGGUCUUAUUUCCAUCGUGGCCAGUCUGUUGGGUGCUUGGGUAACAGCAACUGACCUGCCUGAAGUCCUCGGGAACCUGAGAUGCAACCUGUCCAGAAACACACGGGGCCGCUGCAGAUACACGCCGCAGGUGGCAGAGCUCUCUUGGGGUUAUGAGCUCGAUAAGACCUUCCCUCAUUCAGUCUACAAAUACGACUAUAUAUUAGCAGCCGACGUGGUCUAUCACCAUGACUUCCUAGCAGAAUUACUAGUCACCAUGCGCUACUUCUGCCAGCCGGGUACAACCCUCAUAUGGGCCAACAAGACCCGCUUCGAUUCUGAUCUGGUGUUUGUGGAGAACUUCAAAAAAACAUUCAACACCAACCUGCUGGCAGACAACGGAGACGUAAAGAUUUACUCUGCCACCACGAGAGAAGAAAGUGGCCUAGAGACGUCAGACGAGACUAAAGGGGAUGCGAGGAAAGGAGUGGACGAGGAUGAAACGGUCAACAAAAAGACCAAGAAAGAGAUGAAGGAAGGAAAGAUCAAGUGGAUAGAACAAAAGUUUGUAGAACAGGUUCAAGAACAUGAAAAGAAAGAUGUACAAUUUAUAGAAGAGCAGGCUACAGGUUAUGUUGAUGUGGAAAACCAGGAGGAUGGAAACCUGAACAAUAUCGAUGACGACAACACAAACCUUGAAACUGAACCUGAUGAUAGUGAAGAUGAAGACAACGAUGGCUGCUGUGAGAUGGAUUCAGCGUUUGUAGAGCAGAAAUCUGAUGGAAGCACAGAGAAUGAUAAACAACGGGAGUACAUGAGAUCCUGGGCACCGACUAUUUACUUCAGAGCCGGGAAAGAAGUUUAUAAUUUUUUGGGCCAGGAAAUUACAAUUCAGGAGUCCAUCGAUUCUUACGGUGCUACUAUAUGGCCAGCGGCACUUGCACUUUGCCGAUUCUUGGAAACGUCGCAGGGUCAUCAACACAUUGAUUUACUCGACAAAUCAGUUCUUGAACUUGGAGCCGGAACCGGCUUACUUUCGGUUGUCGUCACAUUAUUGGGUGCCAAACUAACAGCAACGGAUUUACCCGAGAUACUAAGUAAUCUGAGAUACAACCUCAACAGGAACACGAGAGGCCGGCGGAGACACGAGCCCCUGGUUGCAGAACUCUACUGGGGUCACAAGCUGGACGAGUUCUUCCCCAGAUCCACACACCAGUAUGAUUAUGUGUUGGCGACUGAUGUGGUCUAUCACCACAACUUCUUGGCCGAGCUGCUGGUCACCAUGCGUCACUUCUGCCAGCCGGGAACUAUUCUAGUCUGGGCGAACAAGGUCCGCUAUGCUUCGGAUCUGGGCUUCAUUGACAACUUCCUUAGAUAUUUUGAAAUCACGCUCCUUGAAGAGUUGGAUGAUGUGAGGAUUUACGUAGCAACCAGCAAGACACUGGAGCAGAGAGAUGACCAGGUUCAAGAGAUGAACGAGGAAGAGGAGGACAAUUAUGAUGCUGGGGAGCCAAACUCUACAAACGAGACCGGGAACAAUGCAGAGGAAUGUGAUGAUACUCAAACGCCAGAUGAGGCACAAGUAGACAAAGAACUCCAGGAUUUGGGAAGACCUGCAGAGGAAGAGGAAGAAGUUGUACCUGCCAACACAGAACCACCAGAGCGCAGAUCCUGGGCUCCCGCCGUCUACUACAGUCUUAGCAAGGAGAUCUACUACUUUCUCGGUCAUGAAAUCAAAAUUCAAGAAGCCAUAGACCAUUAUGGCGGUGUGGUAUGGCCAGCGGCAUUGGCCCUUUGCCGAUUUCUGGACACCCCAACGGGCCGACAGCAGAUUAAUCUACUUGACCAAUCAACGCUGGAGCUCGGAGCAGGAACAGGCCUUGUCUCGAUAGUUGCCACACUUCUCGGUGCUAAACUGACAGCCACGGAUCUGCCAGAAAUCCUCGGUAAUCUGAGGUGCAACUUGAACCGGAAUACCAGGUGGCACUGGAGACACGAGCCUCAGGUUACAGCAUUGCAAUGGGGCUACAAACUGGAGGAGACGUUUCCCCGUUCCACGCAUUAUUACGAUUACGUGCUGGCAGCUGAUGUGGUCUAUCACCACGACUGCCUCGCUGAGCUUCUUGACACCAUGCUUCACUUCUGUCAAAUGGGGACAACGGUAAUCUUUGCCAACAAGGUCCGGUAUCAGUCAGAUCUGGUAUUUAUUGAGAACUUUCAGAAAGCUUUUAACACCACAUUACUGACAGAGCUGGACGAGGUGAGGAUUUACUCAGCUACCAUGAGAUUCUGAUGACGUGAACCUCAAUGCACCACUUUGAGAAGGCUUUCUGAACUACACUGCCGGCACAGGUAGAGGAGGUGAAGAUAUGUGGCUGUGGCUCACAUUUGUUUAAGGAACCAACACCAUGUUCACACU